Messenger RNA from Bursaphelenchus okinawaensis, 1870 nucleotides. Lineage: Eukaryota; Metazoa; Nematoda; Chromadorea; Rhabditida; Aphelenchoididae. The record is from the annotation of a GenBank genome assembly.
AUGAUCGUUGGUAAAGGAGUCGUUCGAAAUUUGAGGUAGGCCAAUAUUUAUAUAAUGAUAUAUAUUGUCUUGUUUUUAGUACGCAAAACGCAACUUUAAUAGGCCCUGCAGUUCGGUUGCUACUCCACGAUUAUAACAUCAAUUUGGAUAGUGUGAAAGGCUCUGGUCCUAAAGGCAAUGUGUUAAAAAGGUAAGGAUAAUAUUGUUGUUGAUUUUGCUUUUAGUGAUGUUUGGAGUCACAUCAAGGGCUCAAAUCUGCAGCCUCAGAAGCAGAAGGUUCCUCUGCCACUGCUGAAUCCAGAUCCUUUGUUGGAUCAGACUACAAAGUUGAAGCACUCUAGUCCGUUUGGAGAUGUGGUAUCCAAGAGAAGACACAGAAGAACCUCAGCGUUCCAGGACAUUCCUUUGUCUGGAAUGAGAGCGACUAUUGCUAGAAGGUUGACGCAGGCUAAGGUAAUAUUUUAGUUUACUUAAAUUUACAAGUCGUAAAAUUCAGGUAUCGUUGUGGGAUGUCUUAGAUACGUAAAACAACUUUUUGUUGUCAAUUUAAUAUAUUUUUUCUAGUGUACGGUGCCUCACAACUAUACUUCUGUUCAAGUGAGAGCUGAGAAUUUGACAGCCUUUAGAAAAACGUUGUCUAAACAAGGAAUCAAGGUUUCUGUAAAUGAUUUCAUCGUCAAAGCAGCUGCGUUGUCUUUGAGGGUAAGAUCUUUUGUGUUUUCAGUUGUUGAUCUACUGUUUUACGUCGAUUUUUACAAUUUUGCUUUAGGCAGUGCCAGAAGUGAACGUGCAAUGGGUAGAGCAUGAUGUGAGACGUGUACCAGAAGUCGAUGUUUCUAUUGCUGUAGCUACUCCAUCUGGUCUGAUUACACCGAUUGUCUUCAGAGCAGAUCAAUUACCGGUCGAUAAGAUUAGCCACGUUAUAAGAGAAUUGGCCAUUAGAGCAAAAGACAACAAGCUUAAACCUCAGGAGUUUCAAGGAGGAUCUUUUACGCAAGUUACAUAAUUUUUAUGGACUUUACAUUGAGAACUCAUAAAUCAAAGUGAUUGUUUUUUAUGGUUAGGUAACGUUUUUUGAAAAUUUUAUUAAAAACGAUUUACGGCGCUAGGACAAAUGCGGUUUUGGACAUUUGCGGAUCUGCGGUUUUUAGACACUUGCGGAUCUUCGGUUUUUGGACACUUGCGGAUUUUGGACAUUUGCGGAUUUUUUAAAGGUUUUUUUUUAUUUUUUAUUUAAUUUAUUUGUAUAUUGGUACUAAAUUGUACUAAAGUUUAAAUUGGUACGGUUUUAACAUAAUAGUACCAUUUUGGGCUUUUAGUACUAUUUAGUACCAAAAAUAUAAAAACAGUACCAAUUAAAAAUUUAGUACUAUUUAACAUUAAGAAAUAUUCAGACAGUGCCAAUUUAAACUUUAGUACCAUACUACAAAUAAAUUAAAUAAAAAAUAAAAAAACCCCUUUAAAAAAUCCGCAAAUGUCUAAAAUCCGCAAGUGUCCAAAAACCGUAUUUCCGCAAUUGUCUAAAAACCGCAGAUCCGCAAAUGUCCAAAAACCGCAUUUGUCUUAGCGCCCGAUUUACUUCAGAGUGUCGAAUCUUGGAAUGUUUGGAAUUCACACUUUCACCGCUAUCAUCAACCCUCCCCAAACUGCUGUCUUGGCUGUUGGAGGUACUCAUACUCAACUGGACUCUGAGUUUAACGCUAAACAUCAGUUCUCUUUAACGUUAUGUUACGAUAACAGAGCUGUUACUGAGGUAGAUGCGCACAGGUUUUUACAGAAUAUGCAACAACUACUAGGACACCCAGACGUUUCAUUGUCUGGAGGACUGGACCUCACCGGUGAACAUCACGAUCUAUUCUAUACAGUUUAG